AUGAUGAUAUGGUUGGAGCCGGUAUCUUGGCGUCACCCCCUGAAGAAGAAGAAGCCGGAAAAAGCGGAGUCCUUUGAGAGGGACAGCGGGCGCAAGAGCUGGGCUAGGCCUUGGCAACUCGUUCAGGGCCACGAGCCGUGCUGCGCGCUGUCAGCAGGAGGGUGCAUGAUGGACCCGGAGGGAUGGAUGAGACAGAUUCUGGCGAGGCGGCGGGAGGAGGGAACCCUCCGCGAGCUGCGCACGCCGGAGCAGGACCGGUGCUUCGUGGACUUCACGAGCAACGACUAUCUCGGGCUGGGGCGUGCGGCGGAUCUACGUCAAGCUGCCGAGCUGGAAGCGGAGAGAGCUCGCAAGGUUGUUGGCGCACUGAUCGUCGGCAGGCAAGAUAUCCAUUGA
Molecule: messenger RNA, 396 nt
Organism: Ectocarpus siliculosus
Lineage: Eukaryota; Phaeophyceae; Ectocarpales; Ectocarpaceae
Source: the annotation of a GenBank genome assembly